CACGGCUUAGACACAGAGAUAAUUUGUUUGAUUAGAAAAGAGAAAUCUCGGAUUUUCUUUGCGAAUGUUUAUUUCCUUAAUAUGAGUGAAUGUGCUAGCAUUUCGUUUGUAUCCUCGGCCAGUGGAAGAACUGUGUGAACUCUAUUGCCGUAGGCGGUGCUUAACUUCAGUUGCCUGUCGGAAUAUUUUGGACAUUACCUUAAGGAAAGAAUAUAAUAGAGGGAGUUAGGAUGUUAAAUAUCUGUCAAAUACGGCGUAACCUGCAUGAAACUGGUGAACACUAAGAUUGCAGACGAAAACAGGUCACAUGAUAUACAAGUCACGCUUUAUAACUAAGAUGCCUUUAGCUAAGGACUAAGAACGUGCGUGUUGUUCCGAAGCUUCAACUUGUCUGUUCAAGAUUGCGGUUAAUCACUGUAAGUGGGUGAUGCAGACGGAAACAUUUGUUUACAAGCAAGGCGUUUUUGUAGCACAUUGAACACCUAUCGGAAAAUUUACUGUUCUAUUGAAACCGACGAGGAAUUCGCACUUUGCCUAGAGCACCGAACAACUGCACUUGAUAUAUUCUGAGAUUCGCUUAUUGAAGACGUUAUUAUUCCUUGGAGACCUCGAGGAAAUCGCAGUUUUCUUAAAGCAGCAAGAAACUGCACUAGAUCGAUCAAUACAUGCGCUCAUCCUAGUGGUAAUUGUUCCAUUGGGGUCUGAGGCAAAUUGCAGAUGUCCAAAAGUCCAAAAGCAGUUAGAAACUCAACAUAAUUGAUCCAAAUAGACAAAUCUCACGGAGUGAGAGGACAGGUCUCAUUGCGUUCAUUUAAACACUUCAAACUGCCACGCCAUUGUGCAGAACAGGAACGGAUUUUUUGAUCGUGAAUAAAGUGCCGUCACAGGAGAAUUGGAUUAAAAUAGAAAAGUAAAUAUUGUGGAUCGAAAAUCAAUAUGAACGAAUGCAAUAAUUUUGGGGCAGAAUUUUAUUAAGAAAAUGCCACCUCUUUGAGAAAAAGCACGGAAUCGUGAGAAUCCAUUCUGCGUGCGGGACACCGUGUGAAAAAUUGAAUAUACUUAGGUAUAGACUCCAAUUUGAUAGCAUACCGAAUAAUUGCUGUGAUUUAAGGGCAUGUGAAAGAAGGUCAUGUGUGACACAGUGACCACUUUGACAUGAGAUGGACCUUGGCUAUACUCGCUGUAUUUACAUAUCGGCCUAGCCGGCGGUUAAACUAAAUACCGUAUAGUGUAUUGUAAAGAUAACAAAUCACUAUAAAGAAAACAGAUUUUCAUUGAUUAAUUGCAUGAAAUUGAAGGCGAUUUCGUGAGUGCAAAAACUGAAGUAGUGGAAAUGGAUCCAUUUCUUUGGAUAAAUGUAUAUGUUGAACUGAAAGCCUUGUAUUAAUGAAUGAAUUAGUAAAUUACAGUGCGAUAUCUAAACCGGCAUCUGUUCUCUGUGGGAUAACUAGUUUGAAUGAAUAAGUUCAAUUUUGCAUAAUUAAAUGGCACUGGAGGUUAAGUGAGGUGACAAAACAUUUAAACGGAAAGUUGACAAGUGUCAUAGCACACGGAUAUUUGAUACGGACUAAGGGCAGGCAUUAUAAACAUAGGUGAAGCAUCAAAUUUUAUUUGCAGUGAGAUACAUUACAAUUAGUAAACGUUUCCAUCGGAUUAUCGCGGACUUUCUCAACUAUCUGUAAAUACGUGCUAAGUGAAGAAGGGAGAGUGGCUACUUGGAUAAUUCUCGGAGGAACUAUACACCCUCCCAGCUUGCAUGUCGCAAUGUCGUUUUCCGUUCAAAACACCGACCGAAGCUAAUGAAUAUCUCACCUCGUUCAUUGCAAAGAGAACCCAUUUUGCGUGUCUUGAGGCGAUGGUAAAAGAAAUCCAGCAGCACAUGUUAUCUUGUACCAGUGGAAUUAUAAUAAUUCAGACCAGCGGAAAAAGGCCGAAAUUUUGAAGCCGGGAAGUUAGAUCAACCGUGACGGAAAAAAAGAACAACUAAUAUAAUACUGCAGGCGAACUGAUAAAAUGUUCCCCUUGUGAAUUAAACUAAUUGGAUUUUGUUUCUCGGCGAAUUUAACUAGCUCAGCGGAGUUCUAGAAAAGACAUAAUAUAGUAGUUUCCGAGGAAGUUUGUAAUUGGAUGCUGAUCACUUAGGCUGAGUGUGAAUCUACAUUAACUUUCAAUUCUAAAUCACGUUACCCGUGAUUAAUUCAUUUGAGAGUUUAGCUGCACAAAACGGCUCAUUUGUCAUACAAGUUUUUGAAUAAUUAUGACAUUUAUUAAAAAGCUAUUGACAAGUUUAACACCCGCGGUGUUCACAUCUUUAAAAAGACAUUGAAUUUCUCGAAGCAAGUACUGACAUAGAUUUUUCUACCAUUUAUCAAAUAUUUGUUAAGUAUUAUAAUGAGCAAAAAUAUUCUUAAAAGUGAUCUGAAAUCAUUAAACAAAUCGUAUUGACAAUUCUUCUCGUGAAAAUCAUUAAAAUCAAAAGAGCCGAAGAGCGAUCAUUCGACAGUUGAAUAGCAGCAUAACUGGACUGCAAGAAAGUAAAUAAAAUAUGCCACGGGUUUCAACAGAAACUAAGAAUAAAGGAGAGGAAGGUAUUGAAAGGCAAUACAUAGGUAUUGAAGGUCUACGAUCAAUGUAUUGACAUUAGAUCAACCAGCAAAGGAAAAACAUAUUCUUCAUCCUUACAAAAGAUAUUUUAUGGGCAAUUUUCUUUAACAUGGUGGAUUCAUAUGGACUUAUUUAAUGUUAGACGCGGACGUUAUUCAAGGAUGGAUUUAUUCAUUAUCUGCCUGACUUGAUCGUUAGAAGGAAUAUGAAUUAAAAAUACAUAUAUUGGUACAUCCUAUGGAGAUAAACUAAAUGUGUUUUAUCAUUUAAGCUGACAGUUCGAUUGCUUGAAAGACGGAAUAUAAUAUCAUUUGUUCCCAAUAUGUAACUCUGUUCAAAGAGUUGGAAUCAAAAAGCCAAGUUCACGCUAUAACAUAUUCGGGCAUGUGGAAUGUAAUAGGAUUUUAGACAACCAUAAAAGUGAACUACGAAAAGCCUUACUAGAUGGGAGUGUGCUCCUAAUAUGGUUGUAUGGACUGAGAUACUUGUAUGAUUGAUCGCGAACGGCGGGAGAGGAAGAUGCUUACUAAUUACACGGUCGUAGGCGCAACUGGAAACGUCGCCGUUACGUCGGUGCUUGUUAGUGUCUCUACAAUGAUUUCGACGACAACGUCACUUACGCCUUUCAAUGAAUCGGACGGUAAAAACGUCACCGAUGACAGUGGGACAUCGGAAACAAGUAACGCAUAUAAAGCAGUAAUUGGAACAUUCUUGUGUUUGACUAUUUUCCUGUCCUUAGCAGGAAAUACACUUGUAUGCAUAGCUGUGUUUACGGACCGCCGUUUGAAACGUCUUAAUAACAUGUUUAUAGUGUCUCUAGCUGUUGCAGAUUUAUGGGUAUCGCUUAUGGUGAUGACGUUUGCUACUGUCAAUGACAUCACGGGGAAAUGGAUGCUCGGUCCUAUUUAUUGCAAAAUUUGGAUCUCCUCGGAUAUAAUGGGUUCCACCGCUUCCAUUUUGAACCUUUGUGUGAUUUCCUUGGACAGAUACAUCCAUAUCCGAGAUCCGUUGAAAUAUACUCGUUUAAUGAACUGGAAAAAAGUGGUGAUCGCCAUAACCUUAGUGUGGACAAUCUCAAUCAUUCUCUCAUUUAUUCCUAUACACAUGGACUGGCAUAGGACCGCCAACAUGAAAGACUCCAUUAUGCCGCCUGAGCAGUGUUACUUGGAAAUCAGUGGAACUUACGCUGUGGUGUCUUCUACCAUUAGUUUUUAUAUCCCUUGUAUCGUGAUGUUAGCCCUUUAUUGCAAACUAUACAUGUACGCACGUGAGCAGGUGAGGUGUAUAAAUAGCACGCUCGUGCACAAUCAGAUUGGUGACAGUCGUAAUUCCGGUCAAGCGUCACGCCUGAGUGAUCACAAGGCGGCAGUGACUCUUGGGGUAAUUAUGGGUGUAUUCCUGUUUUGUUGGUUGCCAUUUUUCAUUUUAAACCUCUAUGAGGCCUAUGCCAAAAAUACACCAAUUAUAGUUUUCCAAAUAUUAACCUGGUUGGGCUACUUCAAUUCGUGUCUAAAUCCAAUCAUAUACAGUAUUUUCAAUUCUGAAUUCCGCAAUGCCUUUAAACGGAUUUUAUUCCCGAGAACGUGUCCGUGUUUGGACCGUGACUCACGGGAUUACCGGUGGCGGGGCAGCCCCAAGAAGACGAAGAACGGGACAUCGACCCACACUGACUAUCUGUCCACCAGACAGGAGAACGGCUCAAAGGCCUCUCAAGACUCCAAACACUUGUUAGUGGAUACGGAAAAAAUCACCGCGCUAUAGGAUUACCAAAUGCUUAGUAAACCUGGUAAAUAAAUACAUUUAUAAUCAACCACUGGCCAUUCAACUCUAGAUAAAGCUUUAUUGUAAAGAAUGUUUUAUUUUCUACCAUCAUCAUUCGUCAUGUCUUUCCUAAGCAAUUACAUGUGUACACAACCUCUAUGUUGACCUUUGUGUUUGUGUGAUUAUGUAUAUCCCCAAAAUGCAAUAUUUUCGGUAAAUAGCAGCUCGAUUAUAUACUUAAAAUUAUAACUCAUUUUAUUUUGGAAUAAGCGUUAUCAACUGUUCUUUUUCAUAAUGUCUUAUUUUCGUUAACUGGUAAACCAAUUUAUAAAACACUGGACAAUGGUAUACUUAUAUUAAUAUUUCAAGAUUGAAUGUCUUCUACGCAAAGUUUUCAAUAAUGAUUUAUGUGGUUAUACGUUUUUGUGGUUUAAAGGCAAUUAAUAGGGUAUAACGUUCUUUAAAUCUUGCUUUGUAUUUUAACAAAGUAAAUAUUAUACUUCCAAUAGACUAUUCCGUUUGUAUAAAGUUUAGUUUUUUAUCGAUAAAUUUCCUUUUAUUCUGUUCCACAAGUUUUAGUUUUAUAAAUGAUAUUACCUACUUUCAUUCAUAUAUAGUCAAAUCUUAAGAAAUUGUGCUGAAAAUACAUGUAUUAGUGUUUGCGUAUUUAAAAUCUCGACGAACAUCUCAUUUGUUUUGUGAAAAAGAAUUGCUGAUUUUGCAAAUGCUAUAAUUUAUUGGACUUUUGAAAUGCUUGACCAUUGGUAUUGGUAUCAUAUAUUGACCUCUUAAGAAAUAGUCCUGUCAUUAUUAUGUUAAGUUAUCAACAAUUAUAAAUCGAAAUAUAAGUAUAGAUUAUGAGUGGUUGAUUGAUAUAUUUUGAGUCUUUGAUUGUUGCAAGGAUUUAAGUGCAUUAGAUUCUGUUGAUUUUAGAUGAUAUCCAAAGCAUAUGCAUAACAAAUAAAACAUGGCAUUUAGGGACAUACGCACAUUCACGGACUGAGGUUGCUUUAGUACACGGACCGAAGCAAGUUGAGUGCCAUACAGCAUUAUCAGUACGACUGCCCAGUCUGUAAACUAUAAAUGGCCCGCGCUGUUAUUUUUUAUUUGUUUUAUUGCGCUCGAUUGUUCAUGUCAACCAAGCCUAAUGCUCAUUUUACACUGAUAGUAAUUUUACAACAUUUAAACUUGAUACCAUUACAUUAUUCCUUAUUUUAAUGAAACAAAUGUUACUCCUAGCAAUUAAAUUUUGAAAUGUUAUGGUAUUAUACUCCGGCAUCUACUAUGGACAUUUUGUUUGCAAGUCAUUCGCUUGAAUUUACCUUAUUGGAAGUUAAUCCCCACAGUUUAUGAUGUAAAACAGGAUCCCAUCGUUAACAAAUGCAAUGCCCGAGAAAACUGAUCGCCUUUGUGCAGUUGGAAUGUUGUGGAACUAUUGUUGUACAGCUCACACAAACUUGUCAUCUAAACACUGGUUGGCUUUUUCUUUAUGCCUUUUUAAUCGCAUCUCCAUCUUUUACCAUUUUUAUCGCCUUAACGAAUUGUUGAAUGGUUGCUAUUUUAAUUAAAUUUUACGAUAGUUAUUCCCUUCAAAUAGAAAAUACCCAUUAGUUUUACAUUCCUGCCAAACUGUUUCACGUUGCAUUGAUUUCUCAGUCGCAAACCCUGUUUGUAAACUUUGUUUUGACUAUCAGUUUUGGUGUUAGAUUGUCAAGGGAAGUAACUUAUCAUUAAUUCUAUGAUGAAUAGGAAUUACACUGAACAGUACUGUUUUCAUGUCUAUGUGCCGCUAAAUGUUAAUGUCAACUUAUUUCAAAUUCAAAAAACAUAACCGAUUGCUUAGUGUAUAUUAUCUACCAUUUUAUAACAUAUACACCACGCAACGUGACAUUCGUUUUUAACGUUGACGCGGUAUCACCCCCCCCCCCCCCGGUCCAAAGAAUACAGGCUAACUCUCUGAUUAUUGGUCCCAUACCGCGGACAAUUCUCAAAAAUAGAUACCGGUCACAUUUUAUAUGAAAGGAAAUAUGUAUAAUGGAUUUAAUAGUUUCUUAGAAACUGUUGUAACCAACAGAUACAAGGCCAGUAGUCAAGUAUAUAACGGUGAGCUUGUGGUUCCAGGCAUAACAGACACUUUACAGUAGCCACACAGCGUCACACAAUGGCUACCUGGGGGUCGUUUCAAAACCGAUCUUAGUCAUGUUUUGUCGUUAAUAGAAAAUAUAUUUAUUCUCAUUGCUCCAUUGUUUUGCUAUAUUAUUGAGUGAAUUGAACUUUAGCCAGAAUUAAUAAUGAACAUAAAGUUGAGGAAAUAAAAAUAAAAAUAUGUUGCCAUUUGUGAGGUUUAUAUAGAUGUAACGUAACUGAAGUAACGGCUAAAAUCAUUUUGAAACUCGCCCCAGGUGACUACGACAUGCCACUUGGCGAUUGAAUGCAUAGUAACUAGUAAAACCUAGUAUUUUGUAAAUUGGUCAUUUUUUGCCAUUCUGAAAUAAUACAUCAACAAUUUACAGAGUUGAUAGUACAGUAUAUUCAAUUGUUGCCAACUUCUUUUGUUAAUAUCAUAUGUUAUGUAGAAUGACACAUGUCAUUCUAAGCUUUUUAUGUACGUUUAAAUCCAUGAACAGCUAAUAUUUAAAUACUCAUAGAAUGCUCUAACCAGAAAAAAAAUAUUGUAAUGUCUUGGUUCUCGUCCAAUUCCAGGAUGAAUCGAUGUAAUUGAUUGAAGUUCUUGUAGUUGAACUGCUUUGUAUUCAAUUUUUAGCCUAUAUUAAUUAAAAAAUAGCUUCGCAAUGUUCGCAUUUUAUAACCAAACGCCAAUGUUCAUGUUCAUAAUUUGAAAUUGUUUUCACCUGUCAGAAUGCGAUUAACUCUGUUAUUUUGACACCUUUGUUUUUAGAGCUACAUCUUCUCUUCUGUAAUCAUAAAAUCUAAAUCAUGUCCCCCGCGUCUGUGAAUUAUUAUGUUAUUUCAGUUGUGGAAAUAUACUGAGGAAUUAUGAUAGAGGUUAUCAUGGGAUCUGUAAAAAGCUUCUCAGCUUUCUUCUGCAAAAACAUAUCGAUUCAAAUUACUCGUAUAUCAAUGGACAUAAAGAAAAUUAUAACAAACAUUCAUUGAAUUUUCGUCUGAAAAUAACUUAUAUAUGCCUAUUUUAGUAACACUUUGUUCGAAUUGAGAACAUUAAUUAAAGAAAAACGCAUCCGGUAUGAAUCUUUUGAAUAGAAUAACAGAUUAAACAUGUUUAUGAUAUGGUAAUGCCUUAUUUUGAUGCAAAUAUAAAUUAAAUUUGAAGAUUAUCGGCUGUCAUAACAAUAGAUAAACGAUUGUUUGUGAAUCUUCCAUCGUUUUCUAUAUCAUUAAAAUGUCUGUAUUACAAUUAAUUAUCCUGAAUGGAAUGGCAUAUUCAAGUGGUAUCUAUUUACAAACACUGUUUAGUGGUCAAAAUAUUUUUUGUCCCUUGAAAAAACAGUAUUUUUCAAAAUUGCCAACACUUAUUUCAGUAAACCAUCAUUCAGCCGUUAUUGAUUUUAAUUAAGUGGGUAACUUAGUGGGUAAUGAACACACCAGUAUGUAGACCAGAUCAAGGGAGUAAAAGGUUGUAAGUAUGUUCGUACUCAAAAUAAAUUGUAAUAUGACAGCGUCAAACAGACCAUUCAUUUUUAAAGUGCAUACUAACAGCCUUUUACCAUUACUGCAAGCAACAAGAAAGGACACACACACUUUAAUGUGCUGAUUUAAGACGCAAUUACAAGCUUGUUUCUGCAUUUUAAAAAAAGUAACAAGCCCUUAAGAGCAUAUCACACAGAAGCUAUAUUUGUACUUCCAUAGAAUUUUGUCGUGUUUUUUAGGAAAGUUGUUGAAAGCAAUAGUAAAUGUUAACAAGCAACGCAUGAUAUACUGUACUGUAAGGUGAAGUGUUUACUACUUGUGGCCCGUGUUUACAGAUUAUUACCGUCGUAGAAUAUACGAAGAUACAAUGAUAAAGAAUUAUAUCAGAAUACCGUAUAUAUUAUAAUCUAUUGGAAUAGUUUACAGUAUUAAUGUGCAUUAAUAUUUCCUAAACGUUCCUUGUAAAUACACAUUUUUGUUCGAUUUUACAUAAGUAAUAGACCGUCAAAUCUAUUUUGAUCAUAUGGCGUAACUUUUCAAGUUGGAAGUUUGGUUUUCGAGUGUUUGUUUAAUUUUAUAGAAAUCCAAACAUGGCUUGUGUUUGAUAUUCUCUUAAGCGUUUGUUAGCUUUUCAUAAAUGUGAAAACAAGUAUGUAAUGAUGAUUUAAAUCAGGAAUAAAUAAUUUACAAUAAAAAUAACAUCUGUUCUAUUUUGUUGAAGGAAAAAUGGUGUGUAUUGUAUAAAUUUUAAACAGCCUUUUUGCAUCUAAUUGAAAAUUUUAGAACCUAUGAGAAGAUCAUUAUUUAAAUCAAUGUCAGUUUUCAAAAUAUCCAUUAGUUUCGUAGUUCCGUGUUGUUUUAUAAGUGCUUCUAUUUCUUUAUAAAUGCCACACUUUUGAAUACGUGUCAUAAUGAUUAAACGAACUGCAUAAAGCCCUUCACAGCAGCUAAAGAUAUAUAUACAGACAAAACUCGUUAUGUCGAAGUCGUCGUGACCACAUUAAAUACUUUGAGAUAACGAAUAUUCGAUAAAAACAAAAACACAAUGUGUAAAACAAAACCGGAAAAAACGCAAAAAGUUCGAUAUAACCAGAACAUCGAGAUAAAAGAGUUCGACAUAGCGAGUGUCGACUGUUAUACUAAGAUACCUGUUACAUGUAGAGACUAUGUUGCUUAACUUCUUCUUUGUCAAAGUGAAGUAUAAAAACGUACUUAUUAAGAGAAAAAUAAGAAAUGACGUCCGUUGCUAAUGAAUACAUACAACCUUAUUCUAACUUUUAUAGGCUGUCAUCUUUCUUCGAAAUUGUCACAACGUUUAAACUCAUGUUAUACAGAUGGGUCCGUGUUUGUCCUUGCAGUUCAUCACGGUAAACGUUUUGACAUGUACGUGUAUCUGAGAACACAUGUUUCUCUCUACCAAAAACUAUUUCUAAUUACAUUACAUAAUCAUGUCUAUAAUGAUCUUACAAGCACUUUUUCAUCAAGCUCUUUAUGGCCCCUUAAACCAGUAUAUUUCUGAUUUUGAGACCAGGAUAUUUCUGAUUUUGAGAACAGGAUAAUUCUGAUUUUGAGACCAGGAUAUUUCUGAUUUUGAGAACAGGAUAAUUCUGAUUUUGAGACCAGGAUAAUUCUGAUUUUGAGACCAGGAUAUUUCUGAUUUUGAGACCAGGAUAUUUCUGAUUUUGAGACCAGUACAUUUCUGAUUUUGAGAACAGGAUAAUUCUGAUUUUGAGACCAGGAUAUUUCUAUUUUUGAGACCAGGAUAUUUCUGAUUUUGAGACCAGGAUGUUUCUGAUUUUGAAACUAGAAUAUUUCUGAUUUUGAAACCAGAAUAUUUCUAAGAAUAUUUCUAAAUCCGAAAUUCCACUUUGUCAUUAAGCGCUUUAUAGCCCCGUAGAACAGGAUAGUUCUAAAUUGCAAUCAAUUUUAGCAAUAGCUUUAUUACGCAACAAUUUGUGUAUAUGUCUUAAUGCAUACAUAUAUACUUUGAUACGCAUGUGUUACCGGUUUGAAUUAUUUUGUACAUAUUGAACAUGUAAAUAAUUUGAAAUGACUGUGUUACUUUUAUUUUAAUAUUUAUUACUUUAUUGUUUGUUCUUAUGAAACUGUUUUGCAUACAUGCCUAAGCUGUAAGAAGAAUUAAAUGAAAUAUUAUGCA
This is a messenger RNA of Mya arenaria, 10132 nucleotides long. Its product is annotated as dopamine receptor 1-like. The record is from RefSeq and is a predicted model, not a curated record. Gene Ontology annotation, cellular component: membrane. The coding region runs from base 3094 to 4365 and encodes 423 amino acids. Gene Ontology annotation, biological process: adenylate cyclase-activating adrenergic receptor signaling pathway. The transcript has 10 exons. Gene Ontology annotation, molecular function: G protein-coupled receptor activity. Lineage: Eukaryota; Metazoa; Mollusca; Bivalvia; Myida; Myidae.